This is a messenger RNA of Effrenium voratum, 1641 nucleotides long. Lineage: Eukaryota; Dinophyceae; Suessiales; Symbiodiniaceae. The record is from the annotation of a GenBank genome assembly.
AUGAAGCGCGAAGACUCCACCCCCCCGGCGUCCGAGCCAAUGUCCGUCGCACUGGAGGUGGAGCCAGCGAAGGCGCCGCGGCGCAUCACCCGGGUGGUCUCGGAGAAGUCGCUCUCGGACUCGAUCUUGCCAUUCUUGCGAGCGAGGGCCAAUCACGAGCACUGGUCCAAGACCGCCCCACCGCCAUGGAUCUCCAGCGCUCAGUUGAAGGUCAAGAUGGCGCCGGUUUUGGCGGAGGAGUCGGAUGAAGAGACGCCCGGCCCUGUGGCCAGCGCUUCGGACAGUCGCCUUCUUGGGCUCCGGGGUGGACCAAGUGAGUCGCUCCAGAAGCUGUUGGGCACGCGUCCGAAUUCCGAUACCGUCCUGGCGCACCCUCGCGUGCGGGCGAUGCUGGAGCAGGAAGAACCUGCCCCAAGGGCGCAGAAGAAGGAGCGGAUGCAAUUGAGCGAGCUCACACCAGCAGCAUACUAUGAGGGACAGAUCAUCAAGGUCAUCGGAUCAGGCAUUCUCGUCGACGUGCAGGCGAUUAUGCCUGGCUUGGUCCGCUGGAAGACCCUCCGCGGUGUGCCGAGGAAGCUCCUGAAACAGGGGGGCUCCUUGGCCAACCUCCGCGUGCGGAAGGUGGAUGUGGAUGCACAGAAGUUGUGCUUGACUUUGCAUGGCGUGGGCUUCGGCAACGACACGGUGGAGGAGCGCGACUACGAGGCCAUCAAGUGCCGAGUCUCCUCCUGGGCCGUCGCACCGGAGGAAUUCGAGGCGCAGGCCACCGCGCAAGACGUGAAAGAGGUGCAGCAGGCCUUUUGGGGCCGGGGAGGCGAAAGCGAAAGCGCCGCCGGGUUUGGCGGCGGCUUCGGCGUGCGGCUUCACCGGGCGGAUGGGGAAGUGCGGUCCCCGGAAAACUGCACGGGAACCGCUUACGAGGGCUCCUUGAAGCCCAUUUGGUUUCGCUCGCUACCCCUGGAAAGCCGCUGGAGUACAUCGGACAAGAUGCGCAGGGCUGGACGGAUCAAAGGCGCCUACUUGAAGGGCGCGGAUUCCAAGAACGCCUACGUGGUAGUGGACUCUGCCCCUGACGUGGGCCUGGUGGCGAAGGUGUUGAAUAACUUUCAGGUCGAUAACAACCACACGCUGAGAGCCGACGGGGUGGGCGAGGCGUCGGUCCUCACCAAGUUCGACAGGAAGCGCAGCGUUCAUCUGGGGGGCUUGCCCCAUCGCGUCACAGAGGCCGACAUCCGCUGGGUGUUGUCUGAUGCGGGCGAAGUAGAUGCAGUGCGGAUCGUGCGGAAUAAGAUCACCCAGGAGAAUCAGGGCUUCGCCUUCGCACGCUUUACGAGCCGUGCGAGCGUCAAGGCGGCGCUCAACCUUUGGCGUCCCAACAUCCGGGGGAAGGAGGUCUGGAUCUCGCGGGUCGAAGACGAGAGCUCCCAAGACUCCUGGAAUAGCUGGCAGCAGCCGGCUGCUCCACACCCGGCCACCAAGAGGAUGGAGCAGAAGCGACAGCAGCGGCUGCGCCAGAAGGUGCGGAAGCGCAAGGACUUUGACACCAGCGCAAAGGCCGCUGGGCUCAGGACGGGGAAGAAGAAAAUCUCCCGGAAGAAGAAGCUGAAAGAGGUGAAAAAGAAGAAGAAGGUCAAGACCUGA